AUGUCAGUCACGCAGAGCGCCAAGUCGCGCUAUCUCAAGGAGGAAAAUCUCUCGAGGCUCCUCGCCCGGCUAUUCCCGGGCCAGGCAGAUUUCAACAUCCGGUUGAGGGAUGAUCAGUGGUGUUUCACCGUCCCAAGAGAGGUGACAGAGGACGAAAUCAGGUAA
This is a messenger RNA of Anthostomella pinea, 165 nucleotides long. The record is from the annotation of a GenBank genome assembly. Lineage: Eukaryota; Fungi; Ascomycota; Sordariomycetes; Xylariales; Xylariaceae.